AUGUCUGACGUUGAGUCCACCACAGCAGCGGAGAACCCUAUCCUCCGCCGCCGCAACUCCGUUAUGCUUCCUAAAAAGCUCACCUUACAGCAUCAAACAUCAGCUUCAACCACCAUCACUACCACCGCCACGUCAUCUUCGUCGGCUUCGUCAUCGUUGACGAACUCGGCGAGCGAUGAUUUUGAGCUGUUCUCUAUUAAGCCUGUAUCCUACACUUCUCUGAGGGAUAUCCUGCCACCUUCCGCCGUCAAUUCUCCCAGGCCUAUGACUUCGCCUCACCAAGGCCAAUCCGGUUCCGAGAUUUCAAUCCGGAAUCGCCUCGUUAAGCAAGCCGCUUGGGCUUAUCUCCAGCCGAUGUCGACUUCACCGGAUUCCUCCGGUCGGAGCUUAUUCCGCCGCACCUUCCUCUUCCCGGUCAAUAACCCUGUCGCCGGAAUUCUUGACUGCAUUGAUCGGUACAUUUUUGCUCCCUUGACUAAAGCUGUUGAUUGGCUUCUUCGUGCUGUUCGGGUUCGGAGCUCCAGAUAA
Nicotiana tabacum (common tobacco) is the source of this 528-nucleotide messenger RNA. Lineage: Eukaryota; Viridiplantae; Streptophyta; Magnoliopsida; Solanales; Solanaceae. The record is from RefSeq and is a predicted model, not a curated record.